AACACUAUGCCUGUCGGAGAUGCAGCGAAGAAGCUGUUUAUGUACAACAGGGAGAAUUGGAAGUUCAACACUGAGCUCCGACAGAAGAACAUUUAUCAACAGCAGAAGAUGCGUGUGAGGCAGGUCGAUCUCUACCGUCAGGACCUGCGGGACCUUUUCGGCCUCACCAUACUAAAAAUGGACAACUACCUGAUAAUGAAUACGAUACUACUGGUGCUGACAAUAGAGAUGUUCUACAAGGGUCGGGCCCCCGAGUUGACUCCAAACUGGCUCUUCUGGCCGUAUGCUAUCACUAUGGGCGCUGCUAUAGUCAAUCUCGCACUGUCUAUAUGGCUAUCGCUGCAUGCAUCCGUGUACGCCCAAGUCUUCAGCGUUCGCUCUCUCACACAGUGGCUUCGUUUGCCCGUCCCCAGUGCGCAAGAAGUAGCCGAUGGUGCCGCCCGCCUGAAGGACUUCGAAAGCAACGGAGUGACAUCAUUUCUGCGAGUGCCGGUAAUUUUAGAACAAGUUAGAGAUAAAGCGCACACUGAUCUCCCGGAACCUCUCCGAACUAAGCCGUCGAGUCUGGCCAAUGGCACGCCCGAAAAAGGCGUCCGCGACCUGACAACAGACUGGGAGGUCUUCUUGGCUCACUUCAACCUCUUUAACUUAAUGCAUGCGAAAUGGCAGGGACACGAGGCGUACUCGAGAGUCACUAUGUGCUGGGGUACCAAUCAGAUGUUAUUCGCCUUCGCCUACUUCACGCUCGCCUUCUACGGCGUCUUUUUCGGAAACAGAAUAGCAGCAUACGCUUUUGUACUCAUCAUGACAGUAUGCUCCUACAUCCAUAUUGGUGUCAAUACUGUGCUUUCCGACCGAGAGAGAAUCGUCAUGAUGACCCUUUCAUUUGGUGCGGUCGUCACACAAAGCGUCGCUGUGGGUUGGCAUGAUAUCAAUGUUAGUAUUCUGCAAACGAGUGAGCGGAGCGAAGUCGUGGUUUUGGUCACUUCUCCAGCGGAAAUCUGGAUAGGAAUCAGUGGUGUGGUUCUGUCUAUGUUUUGGCAGGCAUUUUUCAUUUACCUCUGUCAGCGAGAUGCCGAUGGUCUACCGUAUAAGUUCUCUACUGUGUGGUGUAUUGACGUGUUGGGCUUCGGUGUGGAGGCCAUACAGGAGGUUGCCGAGCCGAUGGCCCAGCCUAGACUCAGUGAGAAAGGGCAUUUGAAAUUGCCGAGUAUUCCCAUGGGAGGUCCAUCGAAUGACUAUCGCACUGCGAGGGAUUAUGAUGAAGUAUUGCCGUUCGUGGCAGCAGAGGCGGAUGACGGGUGUCGCGAAUAUGACAUUUCGGAGGAGUUGCGGAGGGCCUGUAGACGAUGUGAGAGGAGCCUUGAUCGCCUCUUUCGUUAUUGGGAUGCUCAGCGACAGGACUUGUCCAAUGAAGACAAGAGCAAGCUAGACGAGUUGAAGUCACAAUUCGAAGUCCAGCGUAUAGCCUUGGCAGCUGCCCUAGAGGCUGAGCAGGGGCGUGGUGACGCGACGCCGGGCACGCCCUUCAACCCAGUGGGAGGCUGGGUUACUCUGGAGCACGUUACGGAGACAGGGGAAACGUUACCGUAUCAUUUAAACACUGAAACGGGGGAGAUUCAGUGGGAUACGUCUCGGACUCUGGGCUUGCGACGCGGUAUGUCGUUACUACCCGACGAGUUGGCGGAAUUGAUGGCACGGACUAGAGCGUUGCAAGAAGCGCACAAGGCUCAGGGACUUGACAUUCUUAACGAUCCGAGGACUACUGUUCGACGAGCAAGAAUGCCUUUCAUGUUCACUCGUCUAUUGAAUGUAACUAUUCUGCUGUGCUGGGCGGCAGCAGUCGUGGUCUUGGCCAUCAACACAGUCGAUCCUGAGCUCAUCGCUGAUGGUUUGUUGGAUAUACCCAUCGCGGCUAUUCCUGUUGACAAUCACACUGAUGACCACCAUAGGCUUCUUGCUAGGCGGGAAGGAUGGUCUUUGGUGAGGCUGGAAACGGGAGUUAAUUCUGUGGCGCGUGACGGAAAUGUGAUAUAUGUGGCGACACUAUUCUCGGCGUACAUGCUCAAUAAAACCACACUUAACGAGAUCGAUUGUGGUACUUCUAGAGUGACGGUCAUCGAUGACCUCCUGGUGUUGAACGGCACUCUGUAUGCUCUCACUGGGGCCUGGCUCCUCCCAUGCGCGUCGUCAGCUGUUGCUAUCAACCUGGGCAUGAGACUCUACCGAAUUGCAGCGACUUCUGCUGGCUAUGUUGGGAUCGCAUCGGAUGGUGGCGAAUUGUUAUUCACUCGCUCACUCAACCCGACAUCGUGGAAAGCCUUUGGAAGUGGUGUAUGGGAGCUAUUUAAAUACAACCGUACUAACUACCAAUUCGACUAUGAACUGAACCAGGAUCGAGUUUAUCACACGCAGAAGAUGCGCGUUGAACAGGUUGACCUUUAUCGUGAGGAUGUAAGAGAUCUUUUCGAGUUGACUAUUGGCAAGAUGGAUACGUAUAUCGUGGUUAAUACACUCACAUUGGGCUUCGUCGUUGGCUUUUUCUAUGAAGGCCGAUUACCUGAGGACGGGACUCCAGCAUGGUUGGUGUGGUUGUGGGGUAUGCAUCUGAUAUGUGCUAUAUUCUUCCUAUUGCUAUCGGUAUGGUUUGCUAUUCAUGCUUCUAUUGUGGCCCAGACGUUUAAGGCGCGGGUGCUCACCCAGUGGAUGCGUCUGCCUAUUCCCGGCGAGGACGAGAUCAACCCUAUAGCUGCUCGGUUGCAGGACUAUGAGACCAGCGGUGUGAAAAGAAUGUUUAGGAUACCAGUUGUUGGCUAUUAUAUCCCCGGCAAGAAGUAUACCACUGGGGUUGAGGCUAAGGAGGCAUUUCCCGCCCAGUUGAAUACGGAAGAUCCAGACGCGGCGGAGUAUAACGUAUUUGUUGAGCAUUUCUAUCUAUACAAUAAACUACAAGAGCAUUGGAACGGCUUUGAUGCCUAUGCUAGAGUGUGCAUGGUUCUUGGUGCAAACCAGUUUCUCCAUGUGAUCAGUUACAUGGGUCUCGCCUACUACAUGGUCCAAUACCACUUCUGGGGUACUUGGGUUUUCGUGGUUCUUCCUAUGGCCUUCGCGUUGGCACAUGAGAGGAUGAAUCUACUGCUAAACCCAUGGGAGCAGUUGACGCUAGCUGCUCUACAGAUCAUUGGUCCAUUCCUGGCGGGCCUAUGUGCUAGCUUCACCAUCGGUUACAAUAUGGGGCAGAUCAGUGCCAAUGAGGCUAUCGUCGCUGGCGAGCCGGUGGAUACGAGCUAUGAGACUUACUUGACCGCUGUCAAUUACAUAUCACCGGUAUCGUACAUUAUUCAUAUGCUCUGUAUAGGGUAUUUGAUGUCCAUGGCGGUGGAGCCCGAUGGAUCUUUGCCGACUAAGUUCUCGACGGUUAUCCAAAUUGACGUGCUCGGCCUGAAGAAGGAUGAGGAGGAGGGGGAGGAAGCGAACAAUACGAGUCUUGAAUCAAGGCUGGAUGGAUCUCGGAAGAAGUCUGCUGCUAAGCUCGAGAGGGCGGCCACUGACCUCAUCCCUCAGGCCCCUAUGGUUAAGCAUGCGCAGAGUAUUAGAAAGCUGAAGAGUAGCAGACACAAUAUGGAUUCGUUUGCUAGUGAGGGGUCGCAGAUUUCGCAGGAGGGUGGUGCUAGGAUAACUAGGCAGAAAACUACAUUACCGUUGCAUUAUACGGAGGAGACGCAUGAAAGGAUCACAUACGGUACGGAGGAAGGGGCUAGUGUACCUAGGAGUCUUACCCAAGAUGUUAACGAGUUGGCAAGUGGUCGCCCGAUGGGCUUGCUUGCUGGGGAGGGGGAUAAUAAUGAGACUUUUGCUGAGGCAAAUACGAAGGCGAUGACUUUGCCGUGGAGGAGUUUCAAGGCGGGCGCUGGGGUCAUUACGUUGCUGUGGUUGUGGGGCAUUAUAUAUGCAUUUAUCGUUGCCUCGGGUACUACUACUUGGGGGUGGAAUAAUAAGCUCGGGUUGGUUGUGAAGGAGGAGCCGGGGGAGACUGAUGAGGAUAAGGAGAUGGCUCAUGCUGGUAUGCCUAGGGAUAGUGAGAAAUUACGACAGCUGCAGGGAUUGAACCUGGGUGUUCGGGUUAAGUUUGAUGGUGAGGGGACUAUAUUCAAUCCGGUGAGCCUCACGCUUGGCCCUGACGACAGUCUGUUGUUCGCGGACAUGCACGGUAACAGCUGGAUUGCAUCUUCGCAGGGUGGGCAAGUGGUAGAGGCGAAUACUGGCCUUGUUAGUAAGGAGGUUGCUGUUGAUGGAGACGGCGUGUAUCGGUAUGAUGCUGGGAAAAAGAUCGGUAGACUCCCUGUGCCCUCGAGGGUCGGCAUGAGCAGCGGCUUGGUAGGGGCGUGUGAGGCUGUGGGGAAGGGCGUUAGGGCAGUUACUAAACGGGGGGAUGUACUCUCGUGGGACGCUGCGGGAAAGUGGACUGGCUUGUCGAGAAUUGAAGGGGUUGCAGAUCUUACUCUCCGUGAUUGUGUAUACGAUAAAGAGGGCCAGCUGUUGGUUUUAGGAGCUAGCACUGGACCUGCUGGUGGGGAGGCUGAAGUGUGGACGGUAGCGUGA
Messenger RNA from Perkinsus marinus ATCC 50983, 4602 nucleotides. RefSeq lists its product as hypothetical. The record is from RefSeq and is a predicted model, not a curated record. The coding region runs from base 7 to 4602 and encodes 1531 amino acids. Lineage: Eukaryota; Perkinsozoa; Perkinsida; Perkinsidae. The transcript has 22 exons.